This is a messenger RNA of Cladophialophora psammophila CBS 110553, 639 nucleotides long. RefSeq lists its product as uncharacterized. The record is from RefSeq and is a predicted model, not a curated record. Lineage: Eukaryota; Fungi; Ascomycota; Eurotiomycetes; Chaetothyriales; Herpotrichiellaceae. The coding region runs from base 1 to 639 and encodes 212 amino acids. The transcript has a single exon.
AUGUCGAGCACCACCUCAACCCUCCCAGACGAUGCCUUCCAAUCCUACGUCAUAGACUUCCUCCGCCAUGUCCCUCCGUCAGCCCUCAACAUUUCAGGCACAGCCCGCUCAGAGCUCGAGGCUCUUGCCGGCGAAUAUUACGAAACGAGCCAAGACCACAAAAUGCAGGAACUUCUCAUGGCUCUCCAUGCUCGUUACGAUCUGGUAAAGCUGGGCUUCUUCGAGAAACGUGCCCUUAACGAGAUCAUCGUUCGUGUCAACCAGGUUCGUUACAAUGUUGGUGCCUGGCCAGACAGCGGGUUUCGCAAGAAUACCACCGCCACGACCCCAGGAGCUCCACAGCAAGCACAGAUGAUGCCACAGCACAACUUAGUCACGCCUGAUCAAGUCACUGGCGAUCUUGUCGGAGUCGGAUCGAAGUUUCCCUUUGACAUCUCCAUGCCCGCGGAUUUCGAUACCAACAAUCUAGACACCGCGAAAGAAGAAGUUGGCAAAGUCAAGACACAACCUGAAGGCGAACAGAGCUACGUCGUGGGCUGGAAGACAGAGUUUCAGAUGACACCACGCGGGAUGGCUCUAGUGUACAAGCAGUCGCUCCGCCACGGAGGGACUGGGACUGGGACUGGGACUGUGAAAUGA